Abrus precatorius (Indian licorice) is the source of this 3252-nucleotide messenger RNA. RefSeq names its product extra-large guanine nucleotide-binding protein 1-like. NCBI's taxonomy places the organism in Eukaryota, Viridiplantae, Streptophyta, Magnoliopsida, Fabales, Fabaceae. Bases 305 to 2986 code for a protein of 893 amino acids. The transcript has 8 exons. Gene Ontology annotation, molecular function: guanyl nucleotide binding; G-protein beta/gamma-subunit complex binding; GTPase activity. Gene Ontology annotation, biological process: G protein-coupled receptor signaling pathway. The record is from RefSeq and is a predicted model, not a curated record.
ACGGUGAGGUAGCACGUGACAACACACGGUGGUUUGAAGCAUUCCUCGUCGUCAUGCAUUUUCCUUGUAAUUUCUCUUGAAACGUUUGGAACACGUCCACUACUUAAACCUGCCCUUUCUCUCACUCUGUCCACUUGGGUCAACUUAAUUUGCUUACUUCUCACACUCAUUCCAUUGUUAUUUCUUUCUUCUUUUCAAUUCCACCACUCUUUCCUCUUCUCUACACAAGUUCUGAGGCUUUUUCCUUGAUGGGUUUUCCCGUUUGAGAUGGGUUGGUGAGUGCUAUUUUGGGUUUGCUUCAAAAAUGGCUUCUUUUCUGAGAAAACUGAGGCCUUCUGGGCCUCCUGUUGUUGUUGAAACCCAAGAUAGCAUAAGCAACUAUGAGUACUCCCUUGCUGUGCUCUAUACUGGCCCUCCUCUCAGUUUCUCCAUUCCUGAAAUUCCUGCUUUCAAAAUUGACCAAAUCCCAGUUGCAACCAUUGCUCCUUCUCUCUCUCAUGAUGAUUUCUCUAUCCCAGUUAUUCAACCUCUUGGCAAAGUACCUCACAAAAAGAAGCAGCAGAAACUGUCCACUAAAGAUUCUGUUGUUGUGCCUUCAAAUUUCGACACUCAUGCAAUUACAUCAUCAUCACCAGACGGUGCCGGUUAUGUUGAUGUUGUUGUGCACAAGAGUCCAAGUCCAUGCACUUUGAUACCACCUGGAGUUGUUGAUGAUGAUAGAGAUGGCACCUUUCCCACAGCUUCUGACACCACAGAAUCAGGUUCAAGCUCUCUUUCUGGUUCUUCUGAUGAGAUUUGUUCUUUUAGAGAAGAUGAGCAUGGGGGUGAAAAGGCUCCUAGUCCAAAACAUGUUAAGCGUGUUUCUGCUGUGACCUUUUGUGAUCCUGAGUCAAACUACAUGGUAGAGUCAGAUAGUGAGUGGUCAUCUGAUUCUCAAGUUGGAAGUUUUCCUGCGAAACCACGUGCUGUGAGAGCUGGGAACAAAGGUUCUUGCUAUAAGUGCCUUAAGGGGAAUCGUCUCACACAAAAGGAGGUUUGCAUUGUUUGCAGUGCAAAGUAUUGCCGAAGCUGUGUGAUAAGGGCUAUGGGAUCCAUGCCUCAGGGAAGAAAAUGUGUUACUUGCAUUGGUUACAGAAUUGAUGAGAGCAAGAGGGGAAAGCUGGGGAAAUGGUCUAGGAUGCUCAAACAGUUGCUGUCUGAGUUGAUUGUGGAUCAAGUCAUGGAUGAUGAAAGGUCUUGUGAAGCUAAUCAAGUAUCACCAGAGCUUGUUUGUGUCAAUUUGCAACCUCUUAAUAGGGAACAGCUCAAGGUGCUCCUUAACUGUCCAAACCCACCAAAACAACUGAAACCAGGAUCCUACUGGUAUGAUAAAGCAUCUGGAUUUUGGGGAAAGGAAGGUCAACCGCCUAGUGAAAUUAUCAGCCCCCAGCUGGAUGUUGGGGGUCGCUUGCCGAGACAUGCGAGCAAUGGAAACACAAAUGUGACUAUAAAUGAUCGUGAGAUUACACAGAAAGAGUUAUGGAUACUGAAGUUGGCUGGAGUGCCGUGGGAGGGAACACCUAACUUUUGGGUGAAUGCUGAUGGAUCAUACAGGGAAGAGGGACAGAAGAAAGACAGAGGGUGUAUAUGGGAUAAGCGUGGAACAAGGUUAGCUUGUGCAAUUCUGUCUCUGCCAGUUCCUUCAAAGAAAGUGACUCUUGCUUGUGAAGGAGAAAAGGCUAUCAUAGAUAGUCUUCAUCAGAAAACACUUCACAAAUUUUUACUUGUUGGUUCUGUUAAUUCUGGAACAUGUACUAUAUUUAAACAGGCCAAGCUUCUCUAUAAUGUUCCUUUCUCUGAAAAUGAGCUCCAAAAUAUCAAGCUUGUAAUCAAAAGCAACCUGUUUACUUACCUUGGUAUACUGCUGGAGGGGCGUGCAAAUUUUGAAGAAGAGAGUUUGUCGGAGAAUACAAAAAGAAGACCUGUGGAUGAAUCCACUUCAUCAGGGAAUACCAGAAGUGGUAAUGUUGAAACAACACUCUAUACCAUCGGCCCACGACUGAAAGAUUUCUCAGAUUGGCUACUCAAAUACAUGGUGUCAGGUACCUUGGAUACAAUAUUUCCAGCUGCUACACGUGAGUAUGGGCCACUAGUGGAGGAAUUGUGGAGGGAUAAGGCCAUUCAGGCGACAUAUAAUAGAAGAAAUGAACUGAAAAUGCUACCUAGAAGCGCAAACUAUUUUCUAGAUCGGGCAGUUGAAAUUUCCAAGAUAGACUACGAACCUUCUGAUAUGGACAUCUUGUAUGCUGAGGGGAUAUCGAUAUCCAAUAGUCUCACUUCAAUGGAAUUUUCAUUUUCCAAGUCAAGCAGUGAGGAGUCCUUGUUUCCUGAGUAUCAACAUGAAUCUUCUCUUAGAUACCAACUGAUCAGAGUGCAUCCUACAAGCCUUGGAGAAAACUGCAAGUGGCUGGAGAUGUUCGAAGACACCGAUGUUGUAAUGUUCUCAGUCGCCUUAUCCGACUAUGAUGAAUACACCAUAGACAGAAAAGGAGUUUCUACCAACAAGAUGUUGGUAGCUAAGCAACUCUUUGAAACAAUCAUUGCUCAUCCAUCCUUCCACAACAAAAAAUUUCUUCUAGUGCUGACAAAAUUUGAUCUGCUUGAGGAAAAGAUUGAACACAUUCCUCUAACACAAUGUGAAUGGUUUUGUGACUUCCAUCCAUUUAUCAGUCCCAAUCACAAGAAAGGAUGUAGCAAUAGCAAUAACCUUUCAUUAGCUCAAUGUGCUUUCCAAUACAUAGCUGUCAAGUUUAAGAGAUUGUUCCAUUCACUCACUGACCGAACUCUAUUUGUUUCAUUGGUUAAUGGGUUGGAACCUGAUACUAUUGAUGAAGCUCUCAGAUAUGGUAGGGAAGUUAUGGAGUGGGAAAAAUGGGAUCCCUCUAAGGUAACUGAUCUGAAGUCUGAGAUUACUUCAACUAGCCUUGACGAGCCAAGUUACUCAUGAAGUUUAAUUUCCUCCAAAAUAUUUGUAUAAAGAAACUUAGUUUUGUAAAGGGUUUAGAAGAGUUCAUGAAUUUUCAUAUAGGUAUUCAUGUGGGGCAUUCAUAAAAUUUGACUAUAAAUUCAUUCUUAGGUUGGACCCCCGACUAUGGUAUCAUGAAAUUCGAUGUAUAGAUGUACACCUCGUCGCAUAAUAGAAAAAAAUUUGUAUGAUCAAUAUCACGUUGUCUCAACCAAUUAUAUUAUAUCACAUAUAAAUUUAUAAUUUAC